This is a messenger RNA of Exophiala viscosa, 1464 nucleotides long. Its product is annotated as ribosome biogenesis protein Nop53/GLTSCR2. Gene Ontology annotation, biological process: rRNA processing; ribosomal large subunit assembly. Gene Ontology annotation, molecular function: 5S rRNA binding. Lineage: Eukaryota; Fungi; Ascomycota; Eurotiomycetes; Chaetothyriales; Herpotrichiellaceae. The record is from RefSeq and is a predicted model, not a curated record. Gene Ontology annotation, cellular component: nucleolus. Bases 124 to 1422 code for a protein of 432 amino acids. The transcript has a single exon.
CUUGACGAGCCUUGGCGGCAUGCGGAGAAAUCUCAUGUGAAUGCGGCGGCACUUUUUUCAGUUGCGCGUUCAGUACAAAUUGGUCGACCGCUCUUUUCAGAACAGCACUUCUCAACCAGCAAGAUGCCUUCUGAAAUCGGUGCCCCUCAACAGCACAAACAGCCAUCAAGAAAAGGCAAGAAAGCCUGGCGCAAAAAUGUCGACAUUACACAAGUUCAGGAAGGCCUCGAAAAUUUGCGGGAAGAAAUCAUACAAGGCGGGCCCGUGGCCGAAAAGGCAUCCGAAGAACUGUUUGCACUCGAUACAACAGGAUCAACAGAUAUUGCGAAAAAGUAUAAGUUACAAAAGCCUCUGAAGGUGGACGAAAUCCUUAGUAGACGGUCUGCGGUGCCGGGAUUGGGAAGUAGAAAGAGACCACAUGGAGCAAUCACAGAUGGAGUCCUCGAGAUCACGAACAAAAGACAAAAGCCAGAUUGGGUGAGCAAGAAGGAAGUCCAGAGACUCAGAAACAAUAUCAAUACAACGUCGUUCUUGGACAACGAGAAAAUAGAUGGUGAUGGAACAGGUUUUGAUAUAUGGGGUGUCGACUCUGUGCCCAAAACUCAAGAAGAGCAGGCAUCUGUUUUGGAAUAUGUGCCAAAAGCAAAAGCCAAGGUUGCGCCCCCUACUAUUCGGAAAGCGCCUAUCGCUAUGACAGCGGACGGUCAACCGGUACGCGCUGUGCAGCCACCGAAGGCGGGCGCAAGCUACAAUCCGACGUUCGAGGAUUGGGACGACCUGUUGAACGAAGAAGGAGAGCGUGAAGUCGAGGCAGAGAAAAUCCGUCUGCGUCAAGCUCAAAUAGAGGCAGAGAAGCAAGCGAGGAUCCAAGAGUUGGCGGCAUUGCCGGAACCAAACCCUGCGGAUGAAGAAAGUGCUUGGGAGGGGUUCGAGACAGACAAUGACGAUGCGCAAAUGCUGAAGCGGAAACGUCCCGAACGAAAGACAGCGACCCAAAGAAACAAGAUCAAGAGAAGGAAGGAGGCUGAGAGACAAGCGAAACAUGAAAAGCGGAUGGGCGAUAAGCAAAAGCAGGUCGAGCAGAUGAUAUCGGCUCUGAUCAAGCGUCAAGAGCACGAGACGGCUUUGGCUAUGAAGGGUGCAGAUGACGAGGAGACGCAAGAGGGUAAUGACCGAGUGUUACGACGCCGCAAGAUGGGCAAUUCUGUCAUACCAGAGAGACGACUCGAGGUUGUCCUCCCUGACGAGCUUCAAGAAUCGUUACGGAGACUGAAGCCAGAAGGAAACCUGCUUAACGAUCGGUUCAGGACUCUCCUGGUGAAUGGGAAACUGGAAGCUCGAAAGCCGGUGCUUCAGCCCAAGAAAGCGAAGAGGGAGUACACGGAGAAAUGGACCUAUAAAGACUUUAGCGUCAAGGUGUAGAUUGAAAUCCAAGAAGACUUUCAUCCAUGGUAAACGAAGAAA